Molecule: messenger RNA, 1224 nt
Organism: Striga hermonthica
Lineage: Eukaryota; Viridiplantae; Streptophyta; Magnoliopsida; Lamiales; Orobanchaceae
Source: the annotation of a GenBank genome assembly
AUGUCCGGUGAUAAAUUCCCAAUGCUCACCGGAGUUCUGACGCCGUUUUUGCUGAUAUGGUCCCAUUACGUCACAUCCAUACACUCGUCCAUUACGCCAUUCAACCUCUCCCACUUUCUCUAUCCCAAAGUCACCUCCUUCACUGAAUCGGACACUUCUCUGCCGCAACCCCCGCCUUUUCUGCAGGGUGUUUUGGAUGCAAUUGCCAAGAAAGAGAGAUGGGCGGUGGAGGAUAUUCGGGUUUCUGAGGUGGACGUGAAGAAAGCUAAAUACAGAACAGGACUUAGAUAUGAGUUAAGGGUUCAUUUUGGGAAGGCUGAAAUUGUUCUUAAGAUGCACGAUGAGUUAUCAGAAUGGAGAAAAAUGAUGGCUCAAAUGAACGGAACACUGAAUUUUGAGGCUAUGGCUACCAUUAUUGCGACCGAGGCUGUAAUUGAUAGUUUCAAAAUGGAAGGCCCUUUUGAACUGCGGGUCACAAGUGAUAAUGAUCAGCUCUCGCUUGUGUUGCCCUUAAACACGACCCACUCUGGUCUGAAGCAGAUAUCAGUCGGUGAAGGUAUUCUAGUAGAUAUACAAGGUGCACGAGAAAUUUCCAUGUUCCAUCCUCCUACUAUUUCCACUUAUGGAAACUGGAACUAUUUUGGCAUUAUUUUGCCCGGUUUAUGCACGGCACCAACGCCCAUACGCAUUCUGGGGCCUGCAUCCGUAUUGGCACACAGAAAUCAAAGACCCACAGCGCUCGUUCAGACUGCUUUCACCUCCGAAAAGGCAAUUAAAUUAUUGCCGGACAAAUGUUAUGGCAAGAGACAGAGACGUCUUCAUGAUUCCCUGAGCAGCAGAAUAGGCUCCCUCGAGAGGGUUUUGAGGAGCUUUUUAAACAUUAGCAGCAGUAAAAGUUAUGCCUUGGGAUCUGUGAAGACUAGAGUUAAACCGUUGUCCGCAUUCCGUUUCCGUUUGGAACUGGAAAGAGAGAUUAGGGAUGAUGAUGCAUUUUGGAGCACGUCUGCCGAGUGGAGAACGAGGCCUACCGUCGAGCGCGUGUAUUUCGAAGUACUGGCAAGAAUUGAAGAUGAAGUUUUGAGACCAUUGGUCAUCAAGAAGGUCCGACCUAUGAUUGAUACAGAUACAUUUGCGUGGAGUAGUUUAUCUUCGAAUAUUUCUUUCACACAGUUUCCCUCGGUGUUCCUCCCUCCGGAGGCCUUAACGCUGGAUGUGAAAUGGUAG